AUGAAGGUUGAGUGCAUCGAGAAUAUAAAUAAGUGCUGGUUUAUCUCUUACAUCAAGCCAAGUGAACCCAUAUGUGGCAGUGACCAGGUUACCUACAGUGGUGAAUGCCAUCUCUGCUCCAAAAUUCUAUAUGAAGGGCUAAACAUAACUAAACUGUAUGAUGGACCUUGUGUAAGUAAAGUCACUUUCAUUCUUCACUUUUAG
Molecule: messenger RNA, 204 nt
Organism: Lynx canadensis (Canada lynx)
Lineage: Eukaryota; Metazoa; Chordata; Mammalia; Carnivora; Felidae
Gene: SPINK8
Product: serine peptidase inhibitor Kazal type 8 (putative)
Exons: 3
Coding region: 1-204 (67 amino acids)
Molecular function (GO): protein binding
Source: RefSeq, a predicted model, not a curated record